This is a messenger RNA of Tricharina praecox, 500 nucleotides long. RefSeq lists its product as uncharacterized. Bases 102 to 449 code for a protein of 115 amino acids. The record is from RefSeq and is a predicted model, not a curated record. The transcript has a single exon. NCBI's taxonomy places the organism in Eukaryota, Fungi, Ascomycota, Pezizomycetes, Pezizales, Pyronemataceae.
AUCUUGGGAUCGCACCACCACCACCACCACCGGAAACGAGUAGGUAGGUAACAGGCAAUGGUCGUCCACGAUUUACUUCAAAUCUCAGGUGCUGGCCAGGCAUGAACCGAAAGCACCCUGCUGCAGUGCUGCUCCUGCCCGCGAUCUCUGGUCUGGUCUGCUCUAAGACUCUGAGUUGGAUCCAGUUUCUUAAAUUUUUAGCUUUUGUAGCCCUUCUGCUAACUGUCCUCCAGCUCCAGGCCCUUAGGCCGCUGCGCAUCAGGUGGCUAGGCAGGGCCCAUGGGUCCAUUGCCAUGGGGGGCAAUGGCAUAUCCACAGGCCACGUCUGCUGUCACAUCUCCAUAUUUCCACAUUUCCACAUUUCCACGAGCGCGGAGCGCCCCAACCGUUCCACGUCCGUCCACGUCGUUCCACUUCGUGUUCAAGCAUCCGGCUCCUCCGCCGGCUGACGGACCGUGGCGCAGGUUUUGGGCGGCUUUUCUCCAAAGUGCUGCUCGCUG